Messenger RNA from Bufo bufo (common toad), 3972 nucleotides. RefSeq names its product ubiquitin protein ligase E3D (gene UBE3D). Gene Ontology annotation, cellular component: cytosol; nucleus; ubiquitin ligase complex. The record is from RefSeq and is a predicted model, not a curated record. The coding region runs from base 149 to 1300 and encodes 383 amino acids. The transcript has 11 exons. Gene Ontology annotation, biological process: proteasome-mediated ubiquitin-dependent protein catabolic process; protein autoubiquitination; protein monoubiquitination. Lineage: Eukaryota; Metazoa; Chordata; Amphibia; Anura; Bufonidae. Gene Ontology annotation, molecular function: ubiquitin conjugating enzyme binding; cyclin binding; ubiquitin protein ligase activity.
CAGCGUAGAAGCCUGCCCCACAGUAACAGCAUGUGCAGCACUGGAGACCUGUGAGCUGUAGAUAGGCGGCGCUGUAGAGCAGAGUGGUUACCGGUGCAGCGACUACUGCACGUAGGUAGCGCAAUAUAGAAAGCGGCAUUGUGUGAACAUGGGCUGUAACCUGCGGCUGGAGAUCAGGAGGAGCAUGCAGAGCGCCAUUCUUAUUUUGAGUGGCCUGGAAGGCAAAAGAUUUCCAAUUGACAUUUCGGUGUGCCAGUCGUCCUUACAAAUCCAGUCUCCUGAUAACAGCGAGGAGUACCUUUUACCCAAGGAGGUCAAGCUGGUUCCCUCCACAUGCAGAUACGUAGAGCACGUCUCUGGGGAAGGACUGCAUAUGCGGCUAAAGGCCCAGGCUGUGGGCUCUGCAGAAUUUGCCCCAACUGUCAAAGAACUCCUGAAAACGGAAGAGAAAGUCACAUUUUACUGCCAGUCCUGCGGAGCUGUGGUUCUCCAGCAACAGCAAUUUCUCCGAGUACUUCCUCUGCCCAGUGAAAACUGGAGUUCUCUGGUUGAAGAAUGGUGCUGCCACCCUGACCCGUUUGCCAAUCGAAGCUGCCUGCCCAAGGUUAACGACUGCUUUCUGGGAGACACGUUCCUUUUGGUGAAUAAGGCAAAUAUUUCAAACCCCUCUGGAGAGACUAAUGAGAUGUCAUCUGUUCCUCAUCCCGUUGAUGCAAACAUCUCAAAAUCAAAGGAAAAUACCAAAGUCGUUUGCAAGCGGUGCAAAGCAAUACUCGGAGAGAUGGUGUCAUCAGAUGCUGUCAAGUAUUACAUUACUGAAGUGAUGAUUCAGCCAUUUUCUCAACCAUACAACAUGAUUUCAAGGAAGCAGUUUGUGGAAAGCGUAAUUGUCCGACUUCUCAUGGAGUUAUCGGCCUCCAGAAGCACCUUCAGGUUCUGUAUUCAAGGACAAGAUGGCAAGCUCUUCCUACUGCUUUGGCUGUUGAACGUUGACACGGUGUUAGUGGAACUAAUAAAAUCUGGACGUGUCGAUUCCUGCUUUUUCUCUGGAAGUCCAUCUCCUGAUUCAAAAAACACUCCAGAAGUUCAGAAUGUUGCAAGGGUCCUAUACAUGCCAUGUGUUGACAACACCAACACAGAACUUGUCGAUAAAUGGAUGAAUGAAACUGGAGCCCAUUCUCUUACAUUCCCACUCAGUACUUGCCUGGAACUCAUCUUGCUGCUCUCCCUCAACAAUACAGCUUUGCCUCAUUCUUUGCGUUUCAUGAACAACUGGAAGGUAGCCUACUUGAAGAUAUGAGGACCUAAUCUCUAAGCCCUUGUGUUUCUUAUAAUUGGAUACUGCUCUUCUCCAGUAAACAACGAAUGCGAAUGAAUAUACAUGACCAAAAAGACAAAUGUCAGUUGUCACAUAAUGUGAGAUACAGAUGAAGGUCGGCUAUCCCCGUUAUAAGCAUAGGGUAGAGAAGUCUGUAUUUUGGCCAGAAUUCAGUGGAGAAUUUGGACAACCUUUAAAAAGAAAUGCCAUUCCCCUGGGAUCCCAUUAUCCAAAUCCCAACAUGUACCAGGUCCUACUAGGCUUACAUCCAGCAGUGUUGUAUCUCUUUAAGAUGAAUUUUUUUUAUCUAGUGGAAAAUAACUGUUUUAAUCAAAUCUUGGAAUAAUUUAUAUGUGUAGUUUUCGUCCCUCUUUACUUGUCAUAUUUGCCUAUCAAUGAUUGAUCUAUAUGACACACAAACAAGGCUCCUCGAAAGAAAGACUGAUUGCAUAAUACCUAUUAUUGAAUGUGACAAUUACUCGGGUAUAUUUUCUUCAAUUGUACAAGAUAAAGGUGGCUCUUCUAAUGUAGAACAGGUAUUUUGCUCAUUUUCACACAUUCGAUAUAAGCCUGAUUCCUGUUAAAGGGGUAGUCCUGUUUCAAAAGAAAACUGAACAAUACUUGUGAUCCACCUGCAGUGAAGAAUAGAUGAUUACUUACCCUCUGCUCCAGUUCUCCCAGCAGUUCUUCAACAACAUGUGACCCCCUCUGCCGAGGUUCAGCCAUCACUGAACUGACCAGGCAGGAGUCAGUAUUCCAGUCUAUAAGUGGUCAGGAAUCAACAGAUUACUCACAGAAUGGCCACCUAUAAAACAUACCCUUUAUUAUACUGCUAUUAAAAUGAAAGUCUCCUAUUGUUAAAAAUACUUUAAACACAACAGAACCCAUCAGGGAUUGGUUAAACUCACCCAACAAUCAUCCUAUGUAACAAAUAUCCCUAACAGUAAGGCCACCCUGAUAAGGGCGAUCCCAUAUCAGGAACCUCCUAUAGUUCCCUAGGCAGACCCUGACCGGAAAGGGGGCCACCCCCAAAAUAUUGCAGUGCGCAUGUACAACGUGUUUAAGAAACCUGGCACAAAUGUCACUCGUGUGCAUUUUAUGACUUGUGUGCCAUGAUUCAGUAUCACCCGUGCACUCAGGAAUUAUAGGAAGUUUCUGAUACGGGAUCAGCCUUUUCGGGGCGGCCUUUCAGUUUUUGAUAGGCAUGGCUAUUAGUUACAUAGGGUGACUGUACUGUGAAUUUAACCCACCUCUAGCCCUGUUUGGUUCUGUUGUGUUUAAAGUAUUUUUAACAAUAGGAGACUUUCAUUUUAAUAGCACUAUCAUAAAGGUUACGUUUUAUAGGUGGCCAUUCUGUGAGAAAUCUGAGGUCAGUAAUUGGCUGCAUCGGACACACUGGGGGACAUUUAUCAAUCACUUUACUCCAGAAUCUGUGCACCACUAUGGGCGACUUUUUGAGCUUCGUAUCGCCACAUUUACAUGGCUUCGUGCCGCCACAUUUACUAUAACUUUUGCCAGAAAGUGGCAGAAGUUAUAGCUGAAGUCUAUGCCAGCCUGUAGCUGGCGUAAACUUCAUUUUCUGGCGCACAGCAGGGCAUAGAUGUGCCUGAUUUGUUAAGAGGCUUCUGCGCAAGGAGAUCAAGACUGGCGGAUGGAUCUGCUAGUCCUGAUAUAUCUCCCCCAUUUUGUCGAUGUGACGUCACUGCCGCAGCUGGGUAAACAGCCCUCAUGGGAGAACCGGAAUGGCAGCGUGGAAGUUAUGAUCUAUUCUUUAUUGCAGGUGGAUCACAAGUGUUGUUUGGUUUCCUGAAACUGGACAACCCCUUUAAAUAUUAUCCCAUGAAACCCUUGGAGAUGGUGAAUUCAUAUUCAACACGAGAGCAAACAACACAAAAUUAGAAGAGUCACCCAACUUUCAUGGGUGCCAACCUAUUUUCAUAAGGUGUGAACUAGAGAGACACAGGAGAAGAGAAUUACCCCACAAGUUAUACUGACCUCUCCGAAAUAGGACAGUUAUUUUUCUCUCCUUAUUCUGUGACCAGUGGAUGAUGCUGUGCACUAACCUCAGCAAUGGGCCCAUAUUUUGUUAAGGCAACCCUUGUGACCCAUUCACGCAUUCUUCUUUAUAAACCAGGUCAGGAACUUCCUACCAUAUAAUUAUCUUUGGCUGUUAUGAAAUUUAUCUACAUAACAUCUGGGUGCGUGUAUUGGCACGAAACCUGUCAGGACAGUUGAUUUGUUCCUACCUCUAUCUUGUAACGUAAUGUCAUAUUUGGUUAAAACUAUGGUUGUACCUACAAAGGAAAGCACCAAAAGGGAGCUAGUCAUUCCACAUUCAGUAUAUGUGAUGCCUUGGAGGUCUAGUACCAAAGUAAUCUGUCAAAGACAGCCAAUCAGGGUGACUUUUAAAAAAAAAAUUUUUUACAAGUGAUCCCCAGUUUUUUUUUGUUUUUGUUUUUUGAGAUUAAUGCUCCCCUCUCUAGCCAUAUGUAUGUUCAGCAUGCGUGUGGAUGCAGCUCUGUAUGACUAAGGUCAAAUAAGUAUAUAUAUUUUUUCAGUUGUGUAAAUGGAAAUGUCUUCAAUAUUCAACCUCUUUUCAUUCUGUUUCUUCUCAAUAUCAUAUUUGUGUGCCUACAUUGUUUCCAAAAAUAAAG